GUAGUGCGGGAGCGGGAGCGGGCGCGGGGCGAUGGAGGCGGCGGUGCUGCAGCCGCAGGCCAUGGCGGAGGCGGGCAAGCGCCCGGCGGGGCCCGACGCGGAGCUGGAGGUGAAGAAGCUGCAGGAGCUGGUCCGCAAGCUGGAGCGCCAGAACGAGCAGCUGCGGAGCCGCGCCGCCGCCCCCGCCGCCCCCGCCGCCCCCAACCCGCACCUGCCGCCCGCGCGACCGCCCGCCGCCGCCCCGCCGCCGCCCCCGCCCUUCGUCUACUUCACCCCGUCGCCCGCCGGAUUCGCACCCGCUCCCGCCGACCCCGCCGACGCCGGGCCCGGCCUGCUGGACGGCGUGGAGCUGCUGGACCUGGAGGCGGGAGGCUGCAGCCUAAACCAGGACGACGACACGUGGUUAUACGUGUCACCUUCCAAGACUCCUACUCCACGAGAGAAAUCCCUGAGUCCUCUUCAGUGGUGUAGACAUGUUCUGGAUCACCCGAGUCCCGAAAUCGAUGCUGCAAAGCGUUCCCUGUGCUUUAGAUUGGAACAAGGUUUUCCAUCCAGGGGGUCCCCCCUCAGCCACCAGUCAUCUAUAGACAGCGAGCUAAGCACCUCAGAACUGGAGGACGAUUCCAUCUCCAUGGGGUAUAAACUACAGGACCUCACCGACGUUCAGAUCAUGGCUCGUCUGCAGGAAGAGAGUCUCAGACAAGACUACGCUUCGGUGUCCGCCUCGGUUUCAAGACACAGUUCAAGUGCAUCUUUGAACGCAGGAAAGAAAGGGACGUGCCAUGAUCAGGAAUACGAUCGCUACAGUCUGGAGGAUGAAGAAGAGUUUGACCACCUCCCCCCUCCUCAGCCUCGUCUUCCUCGUUGCUCACCUUUCCAGCGAGGCAUUCCGCACUCUCAGACUUUUUCUAGCAUUCGGGAGUGUAGAAAGAGCCCCAGCACGCAGUAUUUUCCUUCAAACAAUUACCAGCAGCAACAGUAUUUUUCACCUCAAGCCCAGACUCCGGAUCAGCAACCGAACAGGACAAACGGAGAUAAACUCCGGAGAAGUAUGCCUAACCUGGCUCGGAUGCCAAGCACGGCUACCAUUAGUAGCAAUAUUGGUUCUCCGGCUACUGUACGAAACAGUCAGAGUUUUGACUCCAGUUUGCACGGAGCCGGUAAUGGAAUUUCAAGGAUCCAAUCCUGCAUUCCCGCCCCAGGACAGCUGCAGCAUCGAGUCCACAGCCUGGGACACUUUCCGGCCUCGAGCCGGCAGCCCCUGAAAGCCACCGCCUACGUGAGUCCGACGGUCCAAGGCAGCGGCGGCGGUCCCUCGUCCGGUGGCCCGCAGCCGUACUCCAGCAGCGGAAUCCCCGCCCCCACCAAGAUGGCGGCCCCCGGACUGAUGGGGCGCAGCGGCCUGCCCAGGCCAUCUUUGGCCGGCGGUGGGAGUAACCUACCCCGGAGCAAAAUUGCACAACCUGUGCGCAGUUUUCUCCAGCCGCCAAAGCCUCUGUCUUCUCUCAGCGCUCUCCGAGAUGGAAGUUGGAGAGACGGUUGCUAUUGACACAGCGGGACCUCCGGAAAUUUGGGAGAGGAGGGGAAACGGGGAUCGCUGCCCAGCGGGCUGGGUGACCGUAGAAUGAGUGUUAGAAGAGCAUUCUUUCCUUUGGGUGUUGAAUAUAUGCACAGUGCAGUCUUAUUUUCCAAGCGGACCCGGCACCAGAGACUGAAAUCUUGCGCUUGAAUAUCGGCCUGAAAUCCUGCGGUGUUCUCCAGUCCGUGGCUGCGGUAUGAUGAUAUUUAGGACGUUUUUCUAGAACUGCCAUGUACAUGAAAUAAUUUUUUGAGAGAAUUCAGAUGUGUGGAUGUAAAUAAUGCUCUGCCAUAUCAAUUUUUAAGGCAACUUAAAUAUACUUACACAUUCUAAACACCUUUUCCUUUCCACGUACUGUACGAAUUUUAAUUCGUUUCCCAUUUGUGAAUGGGACCUUUAACAUGUGCUCUGAAUUUUUUUAACAGUUUACAGGAUUCUUAUUUUUUUUGGUACCGUUUCCUCGUGCACCACUCGGAACCACUAAAAAGAUUUACAUUUUUGGUGCCGUACAAAUAUUUUUGUGUUAAGGUACUAUUUUUUUAAGCACUGGAGAUAGAGCGACCCUCCUCCGCCCCUCCCCCCAAGAAAAACUCUACAUCGUUUUAUUUGAGAAAUAUAACUUCGUUGGAUAGGCACAAAACAGAUCAAGAACCUGAGAAAUCCACGCAGCGGAAUCUUAAUGAUUUGUCUGUCUUUCAUUUUUUUGUGUUAAUUUAUUUGUUCUGCGUUUUGUAUUUAUACUAUCACAGACACAUUGCACUUAAAAGUUGCAAUGUUUGCUAAACUAUGGGUGGUGUUCGAUACUUUAUUACAAAGUAUAAAACUGUAAAGUUUUUAUUAACAAUUGCUUCUGGAAAUUGAAUGCGUUUUCAUGCGAAUAAAUCUUUUUGAUAGACCUUUUGCAAAACCCAAUUGCACUAAUGAAUGCUUUCUUAUGACCUAUGACUUAAUAUUUGUUAGAACUGUGUAUACUGCUGUUUUUGAAUGUUUCAGAAAUAAAGAAAAAAUCUAUUUCAGCAA
Molecule: messenger RNA, 2599 nt
Organism: Ornithorhynchus anatinus (platypus)
Lineage: Eukaryota; Metazoa; Chordata; Mammalia; Monotremata; Ornithorhynchidae
Gene: SLAIN1
Product: SLAIN motif family member 1
Biological process (GO): microtubule nucleation; positive regulation of microtubule polymerization; cytoplasmic microtubule organization
Cellular component (GO): microtubule plus-end
Source: RefSeq, a predicted model, not a curated record